Heterocephalus glaber (naked mole-rat) is the source of this 7788-nucleotide messenger RNA. It is a transcript of the gene Aqr, whose product is annotated as aquarius intron-binding spliceosomal factor. Gene Ontology annotation, molecular function: helicase activity; mRNA binding. The record is from RefSeq and is a predicted model, not a curated record. Gene Ontology annotation, cellular component: catalytic step 2 spliceosome. Lineage: Eukaryota; Metazoa; Chordata; Mammalia; Rodentia; Bathyergidae. Gene Ontology annotation, biological process: mRNA splicing, via spliceosome.
GGUUGAAAGAAACCACAAUGCCCAGUACUCCGACCCCGACCUUUAAUCACAAGAAACUCUCACCCAACACCAUCAUCGGACGCCCUUCCGGUCAUCCAGAUUCUGUGCUCCGGUGUUUUCUUCUGGCUAACCGGCAGGGGGCGAGCGAGUGAGGAGGGCGAAGCCAUGGGCCUUCUAGCUCACUCACAACGUCUGCACUGACUUCCGGCCCCACUCUGUUCCGUUUCCGAGGAGCGCGGGUACCGCUGUGCUGGUUUUUGGUGGGACUGUGCGUACGAGACGUUUGCGCUCGCGGAUCUCGGUGGUGGCCUCGGCGUGGCAGGUGAUACUUGGAAGUGCACUGGGCCCCUGCUUCCCGGCAGUGCUUUCAUUUUCCACCGGAGUGGAAGGAGAGUGCAGCGAUGGCGGCCCCUGCGCAGCCCAAGAAAAUCGUGGCCCCUACGGUGUCCCAGAUCAACGCGGAGUUCGUAACACAGUUAGCAUGUAAAUACUGGGCUCCUCACAUCAAGAAAAAAUCACCUUUUGAUAUAAAGGUAAUUGAAGAUAUAUAUGAGAAAGAAAUUGUCAAAUCCAGGUUUGCCAUCAGAAAGAUAAUGCUGUUGGAAUUUAGCCAGUAUCUUGAAAAUUAUCUCUGGAUGAAUUAUUCUCCAGAGAUGUCCAGCAAGGCUUAUUUAAUGUCCAUCUGCUGUAUGGUGAAUGAGAAGUUCAGAGAAAAUGUCCCUGCAUGGGAGGAAGUAGACUUGAUACGGAGUCAAGUACAGCAACUUAUCUCCCUCCCAAUGUGGAUGGGCUUACAACCUGCACGAUUGGAAUUAGAAUUAAAAAAGACUCCCAAGCUAAGGAAAUUCUGGAACUUGAUUAAAAAGAAUGAUGAAAAGAUGGAUCCAGAAACAAGAGAACAGGCCUAUCAAGAGAGAAGAUUUCUUUCACAGCUCAUCCAGAAGUUUAUCUCUGUGCUGAAAUCAGUCCCACUUUCUGAACCUGUCACUAUGGACAAAGUUCAUUACUGUGAAAGAUUCAUUGAACUUAUGAUUGAUCUAGAGGCCCUGCUCCCUACAAGACGCUGGUUUAAUACCAUCCUGGAUGACUCCCACCUUUUGGUUCACUGUUACCUUUCCAGUCUUGUUCGUAGGGAAGAGGAUGGGCAUCUUUUUUCCCAGCUUUUGGACAUGCUUAAAUUCUAUACUGGUUUUGAAAUUAAUGACCAAACUGGGAAUGCUCUGACAGAGAAUGAGAUGACCACAAUUCACUAUGAUAGAAUUACUUCUUUACAGAGAGCUGCCUUUGCACAUUUCCCUGAACUGUAUGACUUUGCCCUCUCCAAUGUUGCAGAAGUAGAUACUCGAGAAUCAUUGGUCAAGUUUUUUGGACCUCUUAGUUCAAACACCCUCCACCAGGUGGCAUCAUACCUCUGCUUGUUGCCAACCCUUCCUAAAAAUGCAGACACAUCUUUUGAUAAAGAAUUUCUUCUAGAACUGCUGGUAUCUCGUCAUGAACGUCGAAUUUCUCAGAUUGAACAGUUGAAUCAGAUGCCUUUGUAUCCAACUGAGAAAAUCAUAUGGGAUGAAAAUAUUGUCCCAACUGAGUACUAUUCUGGGGAAGGUUGCCUUGCUCUUCCCAAGUUAAAUUUGCAGUUUUUGACUCUUCAUGACUACCUCCUAAGGAAUUUUAAUCUCUUCCGCUUAGAAUCAACUUAUGAAAUUAGGCAAGACAUCGAGGACAGCGUCAGCAGAAUGAAACCAUGGCAGUCCGAGUAUGGUGGUGUAGUGUUUGGUGGCUGGGCACGGAUGGCUCAGCCCAUUGUGGCUUUCACUGUAGUUGAGGUUGCCAAACCCAACAUAGGUGAAAACUGGCCAACCCGAGUUCGUGCGGAUGUCACCAUCAAUCUGAAUGUCAGAGAUCACAUCAAAGAUGAAUGGGAAGGUCUUCGUAAACAUGAUGUGUGCUUUUUGAUUACUGUACGUCCCACAAAACCUUACGGUACUAAAUUUGACCGCAGGAGACCUUUUAUUGAGCAGGUCGGCCUCGUUUAUGUCAGAGGCUGUGAAAUCCAGGGCAUGCUGGAUGAUAAAGGGCGUGUCAUCGAAGAUGGACCUGAGCCGAGACCCAAUCUUAGAGGAGAAUCAAGGACAUUUCGAGUGUUUUUGGAUCCAAACCAGUAUCAGCAGGAUAUGACCAAUACUAUACAAAAUGGAGCAGAAGAUGUGUAUGACACUUUCAAUAUAAUAAUGAGGAGAAAACCAAAAGAAAAUAACUUUAAGGCUGUGCUGGAGACUAUUCGGAACCUGAUGAAUACUGAUUGUGUGGUACCUGACUGGCUGCAUGAUAUCAUUUUAGGUUAUGGAGACCCAAGCAGUGCCCAUUAUUCAAAAAUGCCCAAUCAGAUCACCACCCUUGAUUUCAAUGAUACAUUUCUCUCCAUUGAGCAUUUAAAGGCCAGCUUUCCUGGCCAUAAUGUUAAAGUAACUGUGGAUGACCCAGCUCUGCAGAUACCUCCUUUCAGGAUUACUUUUCCGAUAAGAAGUGGAAAGGGAAAGAAAAGAAAAGAUGCAGAUGGGGAAGAUGACGACACUGAAGAGGCAAGAACUUUAAUUGUUGAACCUCAUGUUAUUCCUAAUAGGGGUCCUUACCCUUACAACCAACCCAAACGUAAUACAAUUCAGUUCACUCACACACAAAUAGAAGCCAUCCGUGCUGGGAUGCAGCCAGGGCUCACUAUGGUUGUGGGCCCACCUGGUACAGGAAAAACAGAUGUGGCAGUCCAAAUCAUUUCCAACAUCUACCACAAUUUCCCAGAACAGAGGACUCUUAUUGUUACUCAUUCCAAUCAGGCCCUGAACCAGUUGUUUGAGAAAAUCAUGGCUUUAGACAUUGACGAGCGUCACUUGCUACGACUUGGUCAUGGAGAAGAAGAACUAGAGACAGAGAAAGAUUUCAGCAGGUAUGGAAGAGUUAAUUAUGUCUUGGCUCGAAGAAUAGAACUUCUAGAAGAAGUCAAACGAUUGCAGAAGAGCCUAGGUGUUCCAGGAGAUGCCUCAUACACCUGUGAAACUGCAGGCUAUUUCUUCUUAUAUCAGGUGAUGUCUCGUUGGGAAGAAUAUAUCAGCAAAGUGAAAAAUAAAGGAAGUACGUCGCUAGAUGUUACAGAAAUCUCCACUUUCUUCCCUUUCCAUGAAUAUUUUGCAAAUGCUCCUCAGCCCAUUUUUAAAGGCAGAUCAUAUGAAGAAGACAUGGAAAUUGCUGAAGGAUGUUUUAGGCAUAUUAAGAAAAUCUUUACUCAGCUUGAGGAAUUCAGAGCCUCUGAACUACUUCGAAGUGGACUGGACCGAUCUAAAUAUCUUCUGGUGAAAGAAGCUAAGAUCAUUGCUAUGACCUGUACUCAUGCUGCCUUAAAACGACAUGACUUGGUCAAGUUAGGUUUCAAGUAUGACAACAUUUUAAUGGAAGAGGCUGCUCAAAUUCUGGAGAUAGAAACUUUUAUUCCUCUCCUUCUACAGAAUCCUCAAGAUGGAUUUAGCCGGCUGAAGCGAUGGAUAAUGAUUGGUGAUCAUCACCAGUUACCACCAGUCAUUAAGAACAUGGCCUUUCAGAAGUAUUCGAACAUGGAGCAGUCUCUCUUCACUCGCUUUGUCCGUGUUGGCGUUCCUACUGUGGAUCUCGAUGCUCAGGGUAGAGCCAGAGCAAGCUUGUGUAACCUCUACAACUGGCGGUAUAAGAACCUUGGAAACUUACCCCACGUGCAGCUCUUGCCAGAGUUCAGUACAGCAAAUGCUGGCUUGCUGUAUGACUUCCAGCUCAUUAAUGUUGAAGAUUUUCAGGGAGUGGGAGAAUCUGAACCUAAUCCUUACUUUUAUCAGAAUCUUGGAGAGGCAGAGUAUGUAGUAGCACUUUUUAUGUACAUGUGCUUACUUGGUUACCCUGCGGACAAGAUUAGUAUUCUAACAACAUACAAUGGGCAAAAGCAUCUUAUCCGUGACAUCAUCAAUAGACGAUGCGGGAAUAAUCCACUGAUUGGAAGGCCAAGUAAGGUGACAACUGUUGAUAGAUUUCAAGGUCAGCAGAAUGAUUAUAUUCUUCUUUCACUAGUACGAACAAGGGCAGUGGGCCAUUUGAGGGAUGUUCGUCGCUUAGUGGUGGCCAUGUCUAGAGCUAGACUUGGACUCUACAUCUUCGCCAGAGUGUCCCUCUUCCAGAACUGUUUUGAACUGACUCCAGCUUUCAGCCAGCUCACAGCCCGACCACUGCAUUUGCAUAUAAUCCCAGCAGAACCUUUCCCAACCACUAGAAAGAAUGGGGAAAGACCACCUCAUGAAGUACAGAUAGUGAAGAAUAUGCCCCAGAUGGCAAACUAUGUGUACAACAUGUACUUGCAUUUCAUACGGACCACACAUCAUUAUCAUCAGACUUUCUUACAACUACCACCUGCUAUGGUAGAAGAAGGAGAAGAAAUUCCAAGUCAAGAAACAGAACUAGAAAUAGAAGAAGAGGCCAUGGCUGCUCCAGUUGACAGCCUAAGCAGUCCAGCAGAUGCCAGCUGCAGUCAGGAGAGCCCAGCCUCUCAGCCUGACGCGAGCUCUAGUCAGGCUGAGAGCACCCCCGAUCAGACUGCGAUGACCCCCAGUCCAACAGAAGCCAUCCCUGCUGUGUGUGAGGAGACUGUGGCUUCAGCAGGACCUGCUGCUGCUCUGGCAGAGGCUACCUCCCCUCAAGAUGCCACACCGGCCCUAGAAGAGACCAAGUAGCCCAACUGUAGCCUUUCCUAGGAAGGACAUUUCAUUCACAAAGUUACUUUUUUAUAUUUUACAUUUGCUCCUGCUAUUUAAAAGGCACUAACUGAUAUUCAUUUGUUACUUUUGUUAGCUGGUUUUCUUGUUAUAUAUAUAUAUUUCUUGUACAUAUUUUUAAAAAAUUGUAAAUGGACAACUCUUGUUUCAUUUGUUCAAUCAGAAAGUCAAAUAACCAUCCCUUUGAUAUUUUGAUCACUGAAUAUAUCUAUAAUCAUAUGUACAUUAAAUUUUUCUGUAGAACACAUAAGACAUACUUCAUGUUUUUAGUGAAAACUUCUCUAGAGGAAAAAGACAGAACACAUUGGGCCGGGGAUUUAGCUCAGUGGUUCCGUCGCUAGCCUUGCAAGCGCAAGGACCGGAGUUCAAUCCCUGGUACCAAAAAAAAAAGAGAGAACACACUCUUUAAGCAUGAAUGUCCUUGAGUAAGGGUCCAAAUUAGGAGGAAAUUGUUUCUCACAUCAUGCUCAAGUUCUGUUGCCUUUUUUCCCACUUUUCUUUCUUUCUUUCAAUAAAGGCAGUAACAGCCAUAAGAUAGUUUUCUCUGUCGUAUCAAAGAGUUCACUUGUACUUUCCCCAGAAUCUGAGCAUGUGUUCGAAUCACCUAGAGCAGUGAAACUGUAGCACACGUGCCGAAGCAGGCGUGCAGAGUCCUCUCCGUCGGCACAUGAGCCAAGUCACCCCAGCAGCCGAGCAUUGGGUAACAGUUGUUUUUUCUAAACUAACUCAGUUUUCGGGUCUAAUAGCAGUGUUGGUGCUUUGUGAUAAAUAAGUAGGUUUUGGGUUGCAGUUAUGGCCCUCAGUCCCUAAAAGGUUCAGCAUCAUUAACCUAGAGUAUGUUUUUCCUUAGGGCCUACCUCAGACCUAGUGAAUCAGAUAUCGUGGGGUGAGGACAGGUUCCUUAACACCUGUAGUGUUUAUGUUGCUGGUAGAGCAGUGUCAGAUAAAGCUCGUGAGGCUGAAGUAGGAUUUGUCAGUCAGCUAAAUGGGAAGACUAUAAAGUCAUUCUGGACAUGAAGCAGGACUCAGUCUGGGAAGUAGAGUCAGCAAACUUAACUCCUGUGUGCAGGUUAGAAGUCUCCCUACUCAGAGCUUCUGAACUUUGUUUAGUCGUCAUGGUAAAUAACCAGUCGCAAGGAGACUUGCAGGUCAAGUGUGAUCCAAAUAUGGGAGGGCAAGCUAAGAAGACCUUGCCACACAAAUGCGGUUAGCAAACCAGCAGCAUUGGUAUCAGGUUGAAGUUUCUUAGAAAUGCAGAAGUGUGGGCUCUACUCCAGACCUAUUAAAUCGAAGUUUGUAUUUCAACAAAAUCCUCCAGUGAUUCAUAGGUACUUUGUGGUCUGAGAAACACUGAUCUGGGAUUACUGUGCUGUCGUCACAUCAGUGAGGCUACAGUGGCAGAGUCAGCAGUGAAUGUGACAUAUUUUCCAACAAGUGACCUCUGCCUAUGAAGAACCUGGACAUGGUCACAGGAAAAAAAAUGAUGGAGAGGGAGAAAUUACUCACUUUUCCCCAUUUGGGGGGACGAGUUACCUGCUAGAGUAGCUAAGGAAAGGACUGCAAUGCAUCUACCUCAAGUUUUGACCAUGUCCAAGGGAUCUUUGCAGAAAUAAGCAGGAACUGUGUGCUACUGUUGAAAUCCUGGUCUUCACAGCUUGAAGGAAUGACGUUUAAUAAGGAAAUUGAACAUAGUCAAGUCAGUUAGUUUUGAGUGACUGAUGUUUGACCAACUCUUCCAGACAGUGGUAGAUGUGAUUCCAACUCAACUGUCGGUUCUGCUGCAUGAGAGCACUGAUUGAGAUCAUGUGGGGCGAUGGGAUGAAGUGAGAUGAUGAAGAGGGUGAAAGGCCAAGGAAACCACACUGGGAAACCUCCGUCUGUUUUCAAAGUAAGGAACAAGCCAGAUAGUCUGUUACAUAAUUUCUCUGCUAGGAACAUUUGAAAGAAGGUGUUGUGGGCAUUUGUAUGAGGAAUAGCACUUAUGGAAUUAUCUUCAUUUGUGAAUAUAUGGUAUCAGGCUAAGCAAGAGGGAAAGAAGCUUUGCUGUAUUACCGUCUUUCCUGAAAAAGAUCGAUUUUUCUCUCUGCCCUUUAGGGGAUGUGAAUGAUGAUAACAGUAAGCAAAAUAAACAAACUGUUAAGCAGAUUUCUCAAACUAUUUUUCAAACUGCACAUUACAUUUUUUUUUUCCUUUGCUGCUUGGUUUUUUACCACACAAAGCAAACGUAGGUGUCAAAGAAAUUAAAAAGUUGAUGAUGGGAGUGGGAUUUCAACUCUAAAUUGUUCAUUCAUUUGGAAAGCUGGUGAAUUGCAGUUGACUAAAGAAUAAUGGAUAUUUUUUUCCCCAGUACUGGAAAUUGAAUCCCAAGAGCCUUUGCCACAUCCUUACCCCCUAUAAAUGUUUUUUUAAAUUUUGGGACAGAAUCAGAAUUUUGAAAGGAAUUUAAGAAAUUUUACUUUCUUAAAGAAUGAGGAAACAGAAUAGACUCAACCUGAAUGGCAACUAGGACAGACACAUAGAAUCCAAAUCUACAGUUGCAAGGUAGUGUUUAUUUUAAAUCAAGAAUACAGGAGAGAAGCUUCACAAAUCGGAAUUUCCUGUUUGAUGAGAAUGACUACAGACAGGUACUGUAGCCAUGUGGCUUUCAGAUCUGCCCUCCCAGUGCUCUCCAGCCUGUCUCUUGUAUUUGAAUAUGUCAUGAUUGUGGAAUCUAUUUUUAAAAGGAGACCGGGAAGAUGUACACUGAGAAAUGAGCAUGAAAUGAAGCAAUUCAAAGUACUGAGACAUUUUCCCCCCACAAAAUGCUGAGCUAAGAAAGUUCAUUACCCGCAGCUGAGAAUAAAUAACUCCAUUGAUUUGGGCAAAUGAAUGAGAAGAUCUAAACAUCAGGACUCUUGAAGUUGGUGUGAUAAUUAAAGUUGAGAUAUUUUGCUAAAUACUGGGAGAAAAUGCAAAAAUGGGUCAUUUGUGCUUGUAUUAAAAAUGGAGUUGUUUUGUGUUUUAA